AUGCUGGCUAUCGCCUCCUCAUCACUCUUCAUCUACAGCGACUUGUGGCUGGCCCAAUUUUUCCCGUAUUUCAAGAGCGCAAUAUUGAUGGGGCUCAAUUUGGAGUUGCUGGCGAGUGAUGGCGACUAUUUCGCAGAGGGCACCGAGAGUCUCCCCUUUGUCCACGCGUGGUCGCUGGCCGUCGAGAUGCAAUUCUAUUUGGUGGCCCCGCUACUGUACUAUAUAAUCGGAAUGAAAAUCGAGUACUACUUCACAGGAGUUGCACUCAUUCCGGUCUUUACAAUAUUUCUACCGUUCACCGGAAAAGCCGGCCCCCAGAAUUUGGCGCAGUUUAUUAUCCCGAUCUCUACGGCUGUGUUUUUGGCGAUUUCCUCGUAUUGUGACCGCAUCGACUGGUCACGCUUCCGGCUCAAUUAUAUUGCCACUAUUUCUUAUGCACUGUAUCUCGUCCACUAUCCCGUGCUAAAAUACGCACAAUACCUACAGCCUUUUCACUUUGAGCGGGUUCCAGUAUCGGUAAUCGCUCUCCCUUUCACAAUUUUGAUCUCGAUGGUUUUCCAUCACCUCUAUGAAAAACCAAUGCUUCGCGAGACAAAAACUCAAGUUUUCAAGCACAUGCUUCUGCUGUUUGCAAUUUUAUUAUUUUUUUCGUUAAAAUGGGAAGUCGUGGUGAAAUCGGAAUGUGAACAAAACGCCCUGGUCGAUGCUAAUAAAAAGUUUAUGAAGGGAUAUUUCCCAGCCUCCGGCGGGAAAUGGAUGAAAGACGAUUUUUCGAAAUACUCUGGUACUUUUGGGCAUUACGUAUACCAAGAAAAUAAGGGAAAUUUGAGCGUCGUUAUCGUAGGAAAUUCAUGGUCAUCACAGCAAAAAUAUAUUGUCCGAAAAUAUCUCCCGCCAAAUAUGACUUCGAGCAUGGAGUCGUUUGCAAUUCCUCGGCAUUCUGUGGUUUUUCACGAUUCGGGAGCCUACACAAAAGUAUUUUGGGAAAAGAUGGAUAAGACGAAGCCAAAGAUUGUUUUUAUCUUAUUACGGUACAAUGAAAAGGUACAUGACUUCUUGCCCUACAGGCCAGGAAACGAUACCAUUCUCAACAACUACCAACAGGCCGUCGAUCGGUUUGCGAAAUUCGCCGACCACAUCUUUGUCUCAAGCCAUCAGCCUUUUUUCUGCGAGGCCGAACUGAGCAAGAACGAUUUUUUGGCCCGAUAUAUUCGGCGGUUGGAGAGCGGAAAGGACUUGAAGGACUUCAACGCACCGUAUAAUGCAACCGACUUUGCCUCCAAUCCGGUACGCGUUCGGCUUAAGGUUCUGCUGUCUCGAUGCAAAAAAUGCCACUUGGUGGAUCUGGAGUCACCGUUUAUAGCCCUUAUCGCGCCUACACGAAAGUUCCGCGAAGACAUCGCCUUCAUCCGGGCGUUGGCCAUCAUUUCAGUGCUUGGCUAUCAUUUUUGGCCCGACAUCUUUGGCCUGGGGUUCAUCGGUGUUGACAUAUUUUUCGUGCUGUCCGGCUACCUGAUAAUGACAAUCUUGGCCCAGGACAAAUCGGGGCCCAGGGCUAAACUGCUCGUGAUAUCAUGCCUGUUCGUCUACAGCGGCGUCUGGCUGGCCCAAUUCUUCCCCUAUUUUCUGAGCGUCACUACUAUGCAACUUAACCUGAAGUUGUACGCGAGUGACGGGGACUAUUUUGCCGAGGUUGUACCUCUCGUCGCGUUACCACUGACGUUUGUGAUCUCAAUGCUCUUCCAUCACCUAUACGAAAAGCCCAUGCUGCACGAGAAGAAAAUGACCGUUCUCAAGCACAUCACCGUACUUUUUGUGAUUUUAUUAAUCGUGGCUUUUAAAUGGAAGCUGAUCUUCAAGACUGAAUGCGCCCAAAGCGCCAUCGUCCAAGCGAAUCGGCGUUUUGUGGGAGGCGGUUACUUUGUUGGCGGAGGAAAGGCACAAAAUGACAUUUUCAAAGCAUCUGGCAGCUUUGGGCAUUUUGUUUGGGGCAUUGUCCGGAAAUUCCUGCCCGGAAACAUUACGUCGAGCUGCGAGUCGUACGCGCGGGCCGAGAACUCAAUGAUAUUUCAUGACGCACAAAAUCUGACGCUUGCGCUGUGGCGCGAGCUGGACUUGAAGCAACCGAAGAUCGUCUUCAUAUUGUUGAGAUAUAAUUACUACCGCGGUGACCUGAAGCCGUUCCUCGGCGAGAAGAAUGAUACGGUGCUGGCCUACUACCAACAAGCCGUCGACAGAUUAUCUAUUUUCGCCGACCACAUCUUUGUCUCCAGCCAUCAGCCAUUCUUUUGCGAAGACGAGUACCGCAGAAACAAUUUUCUAAAUCGUUUUAUGGCAGCGCUGGAGCGCGGCCAGGAUAUGACCAAGCUGCAUAUGCCAUACAAUGAAGCAGAAUUUGCGGCACACCCGGUUCGGGUUCGUCUGAAGAUUGUGCUGAGUCGGUGUAAGAAGUGCCAUUUUCUGGAUCUGGAGUCGCCGUUUAUAGCGCUCACUUCUACCACCCGCAAGUUCCGCGAAGACAUCGCCUUCAUCCGCGCGUUGGCCAUCAUCUCGGUGCUCGGCUACCACUUUUGGCCCGAUGUCUUUGGGCUCGGCUUCAUCGGCGUUGAUAUAUUUUUCGUCCUCUCCGGCUACCUGAUGAUGACAAUCUUGGCCGCCGACAAUUCGGGUCCGGCGGAGAAGCUGCUCAACUUCUACCACAAGCGCAUCAAGCGGAUUAUGCCGCUUUACUACAUGGUGUUACUGGGAAUCGUAAUUUCCUGUGGCUUCGUCUACAGCGGCGUCUGGCUGGCCCAAUACUUCCCCUAUUUCAUGAGCGUCAUCACGAUGCAACUCAAUCUGAAGUUGUACGCGAGUGAUGGCGACUAUUUUGCCGAGAGUACCGAAAACCUCCCAUUUCUUCACACCUGGUCCCUGGCCGUCGAGAUGCAGUUCUAUCUGAUGGCUCCGUGUAUAUACUACCUGAUCCGGCUCAAGGUUGCAGGCCGAGCUAUUGGUGUGCUGUUUUCGGGCGCGAUUUUGUUGGCGUCAUUCUACUUCCAAUGGGCUGCGACGCCAAUCACCGCCUUCUACCAUCCAUUCGCGAGGAUUUGGCAAUUCCUGGCCGGAAUGUUGGCUAGUCACUUCUCGGAGGGCGACUUGAAACUUCGAAUUUCGGAUCGUUUGGUUGAUUCCGCAACAAUCGCGCUGCUCAUCCCGAUUUUUGGCAUCUUUCUUCCGGACGCGAUCGCGAGUGACGGGCUGCAGGACUUGGCGCCGUUCGUGGUUCCGGCUAUGGUGGCCAUCUUUCUGAUGGUGUCUUCCUAUAGCGAUCGCCUCGAUUGGGCCCGUUUUCGCCUGAACUACACUGCCGCAAUUUCCUAUGCCCUGUACCUCGUCCACUAUCCGGUGCUCAAAUACACGCAACAUCUACAGCCAGCCUAUUUUGAGUCCAUUCCAGUAUGGGUUAUUGCGCUGCCGGUGACAAUUGUGCUGUCGAUUGCUGUCCAUCACCUCUACGAGAAACCAAUGCUCCGCGAGGCCCCGAAAGUGGUGUUCAAGCAUAUGGCGAUACUCUUCGGGAUCCUCUUCAUCGUGGCCAUCGCGUGGAAACCGAUCUUCAACACCGGCUCGAACGACCCGAAAAUCAGCAACGUCCAAAGUGUCGCCGUUGAGCCGGCCAAAACACUUUUGGAUCCAAAGGCCGCCGUCGAAGCGAACAGGGUGUUCUUGAAAACCUACUAUCCGGCUCUCGGCGAUGAAGUGAAUGAUGCCUUCAAAGGUGCCUUCAGCCAUUACACUUGGCCGGGCAAUAAAGGAAAACUGAGCGUCGUCGUUGUCGGCAAUUCGUGGGCGUGUCAACAACAAUAUAUUGUCCGCAAAUAUCUCCCGACGAGCAUGACAUCGAGCCUCGACGUCUAUACAGCCUCUGGAUCAUCCAUCGUCUUUCAGCGGCUAAAGCAUCGCACCGAUCUAUUCUGGGCUGAUAUGGAGAAAAAGAGACCCAAGAUCAUUUUUGUGCUGUUGCGUUACACCUACCAAUGGGGCGAUUGGGCACCUUAUCAACCAGGAAAUGACACCGUGCUCAACUACUACCAGCAAGCGGUCGAUCGGCUCUCGGAAUUCGCCGAGCACAUUUUCAUCUCCAGCCACCAGCCGUUCAUUUGCCCGAUAGCCGGCAAGGACAACAAUAUUCUCUCGCGUUUCAUCGCCGCCCUCGAGAAUGGCAAGGACUUGACCAAGCUGAACAUGCCCUACAAUGCCAAGAAAUUUGCCGAGGAUCCGGUGCGCAUCCGCGUGAAGUUGCUGUUUGAACGCUGCAAAAAGUGUCAUUUGCUGGACAUGGAUUCGCCGUUUAUCAAUGUGGAGAAGAAUUGGGUGCAGGUGUACGACACGAAGACGAACCUCGCCUACUUUGACAACAGCUGCCACUUUACCAAAACCGGACUGGAGACGAUCGAGCCGCAGUUCGAGAAGGCCAUCCGCGCUGCCCUCCCAGAAUAUUUCCCU
Messenger RNA from Mesorhabditis spiculigera, 4488 nucleotides. The record is from the annotation of a GenBank genome assembly. Lineage: Eukaryota; Metazoa; Nematoda; Chromadorea; Rhabditida; Rhabditidae.